UGUGUUUAUCUGUCACAACCCACAAAUCCGUCCACUUUCCAGUGAGGAUUUUUGCUGUUCUUGCUUAGCUGCUCCUACACUACUACUACUUACUUGAGUUACUUCUGCUCUUUUUUUUUUCUUCUAAAAUUCUGCUUAAUUUCUCCUUUUCUUUUGCCAGCCACUUUUUUUUUCUUUCUUUCUAUAUAAAGAAAUUCUGAUAGAGAUAAAAAAGUUUCCCUACUUGAUUUGAUUACUUACCAAACAGAGAAUUAGAAGAAGAAGAAGAAAUAAAAAGUCCCAUAUUUCUCUUUUCUUUCUUUCAUUUCAUUUCCUCUUUGUUUCUUAGAAUCAUAACUUAUGGCAACUGAAGUUCCUGUUUCUGAUACUUCUGUUCCUGUUGUUGCUGAGGCACAAAUUCAUCAGCAGCCAGCUGAGCAGAAGGAAACACCAGAUGUGGUAGAGAAAGUAGAGGAGAAAAAACCAGAAGAAGUGAUCAAAUCAUCUGACCAAGAAACAACUAUUACUUGUUCUCCUGAAGAAACAGAGAAAUCAGACAUGCCUAAAACCGAAGAACAGAAAAACGAGGCAGAGGAGAUAAAGAAAGAGGAUGUUGCUGCUGAGGAAAAGACAAGUGCACCUGAAGCCCAGGUGUCCGAAUCAAAAUAUGUUGUUAUUGAGGAAAAGACGAGUGCACCUGAAGCCCCGGUGUCUGAACCAAAAGAUCUUGCUAAUGAGGAAAAGGCGAGUGCACCUGAACUCUUAGUGUCUGAAUCAAAAGAUGUUGCUACCGAGGAAAAGACGAGUGCACCUGAUGCACUUGUAUCUGAAUCAAAAGAUGUUGCAGAAGUGAAGCAAGAUGAAACUGUAGAUAAUGAGCCUAAAGUUUCGGUAGAAACUCAAAUUGAGGAGCAACCCAAAGAAGAGGUUGUCGAGGAAAAGAAUGAAGAGAAAACAGAAGAAGUGGUUACAGAGAAAGAACAAGAGGUUGAAGCUCCUAACUGUGAAGUGGUUACUGAAGCACAAGCCGAGGAGGAGCAACCCAAAGUAGAGGUUAUCGAGGAAAAGAAUGAAGACAAAACAGAAGAAGUGGUUAAAGAGAAAGAACAAGAGGUUGAAGCUCCUAAAUGUGAAGUGGUUACUGAAGCACAAGCCGAGGAGGAGCAACCGAAAUUAGAGGCUACUGAGAAAAAGGAGGAAGAGAAAACUGAAGAAGUGAUCAAAGAAGCUGCGGAACAACCCAAGGUAGAGGCUGUCGAGGCAAAGAAUGAAGAGAAGAUCAGUGAUGCUGUGAAAGAGCCUGAACAAGAGAAGGCUGAAGUGAAGGAUGUUUCUGAGCUUACUAGAGACAUCGAUGUUGUCAAAUCAACGGUUGAGGAAACAUCAGAAGUCACUCCUGUGAUUGUGACAGAAGCAGAGGAAGUGGCCCCCAAGGUAGCAAAAGCUGCUGUUGAGGCUGUCAAAGAAGAAGAGUCUAAGGAAGAAGAGAAGUUGACAGAAGAAGCUGCUUCUGGUACUGUAAAAACCAGUGAUGUGACUGAAGUGGGUAGUGAGAAAUGUGAGAAAGCAGUAGAAGAAGAUCAACCUGUUAAGGAGGAAGUGGUGGAUUUGAAAGACUUAGCCUCCAUAGAUUAUCCUAAAAUUGUAGAAGAGUCAAAACAGGAGCCACCUUCUGAAGUCGAGGAGAAACUGAGCGAGCCAAAAGGAGCACUGACAGUUGAAGACACGGUGAAGGUAGAGCCGGAAGUUUGUAACGACGAGACAGUAAUCUCUGCAGCUGAGACUGUGGAGUCAGAAAAGAAGGAAAUAGCUAAUGGACAACCUGAGGAGAAGGUGCAGAGUUCAGACAUAGUUACUGAAACUGAGAAAAAAGAAGAAAAUGGUGAAGUUAACAAAAGGGCAAGUCUAGGAGACAUGAUUAAGGAGGAAAACGAGGCGAAUGGAGCUGAAGAAACUGUGAAAGAAACUGCAAAAGAAACAGCAGAAGCUCCAGAAGAGGUGAAAGUUGAAGAAGAGUGCAAAAAAGAAGAGAAAACUGAGGAAACUAAGCCAGAAGAAGCAACUCAAAACCAAGAAGUAGCUGAAAACAGCAGAGAUAUCGAGGUGAUUCCUCCACCUUCAGGAGAGAAGAAGGCAGAAGAAGAGAAAUCCUUGGCUCCUGCACCUGUUGUUGAAGCAGAGAAAAAUGGACACACUGAAGAAGUUGCAAAGGAAGAAGCAACAGAAACUAAGGAAACUGAUGCAACAGUUGAAGAAAAAAGUAAAGAGGAAGUUGUAAGCAAACCCGCUUCAAAGAACAUCUUGUCGAAGGUGAAGAGCUCGCUUGUCAAAGCGAAGAAGGGUAUUUUUGGGAAAUCUCCAUCCUCGAAGACGAUCUCAACCGAUGCAAGUAAGGGUGAUUUGUGAGUUGGAAUUUGAAGGUCUUCUUUUUUUUGGUUGUAUCAUAUUUUUGGUGUUUGUGAUGUUGCUGUGGUUGGUUUUUAUUGUAUUGUUUUGGUUUGUUUUUGGUUUGUGUUUCAUAGAUUUGUGAAUACACAGAGUAUAGGUUUGAGGUUCUGUGAACUCCAAGAUCAUUUUAUUUGUUUUUGGUUUUGUUGUUUCAUUGAGAUUAUUCUUAUUAAAUUUGUUAUUUGUUCAAGACUAUGUAUUAGUAAAACUGUAUCUGUUUGCUUCCUAGUUUGUUAAUAAACAUUGAAGAAUAUUAUUUAGUA
Molecule: messenger RNA, 2690 nt
Organism: Beta vulgaris subsp. vulgaris (sugar beet)
Lineage: Eukaryota; Viridiplantae; Streptophyta; Magnoliopsida; Caryophyllales; Amaranthaceae
Exons: 2
Coding region: 340-2385 (681 amino acids)
Source: RefSeq, a predicted model, not a curated record